AUGCAUAUCUUGAUCACUGGUGCCGCCGGUUUCAUCGGUCAAUUGCUCGCCACGGAGCUGCUGAACGACCCCGCCUACCGUGUCACUCUGACCGAUAUCGCCCAACCUCCCAUCCCCAAGGGCGUGCGCCACCCCGAAAAUGCAACUGCAGUGAGGGCUGACCUCCUCAGCGGCGCCAGCGAUGUGGUCAAUUCCUCGCUAGACGCUGUCUAUGCCUUUCACGGCAUCAUGUCGUCCGGGUCCGAGGCCAAUUUCGACCUGGGCAUGAGCGUGAACAUCGAUGCGACCCGCAACUUGCUGGAAGCACUACGGCAUAUCUGUCCUGGAGUGCGGGUCAUCUAUUCAUCCAGCCAGGCUGUCUACGGUCGGCCUUUGCCUGAGGUCGUAACGGAUAGCGUGGUCCCGACACCCGAGUCCUCCUACGGCGCCGAGAAGAUUGUUUGCGAGACGCUGGUGAACGAGUACUCCCGGCGCAAGUUCAUCAAUGGAUUUACUUUGCGAUUCCCGACGAUUUCCGUCCGCCCGGGUGCUCCUACCGCGGCAGCUUCGUCUUUCCUGUCUGGCAUGAUCCGUGAGCCUCUUGACGGCAAGGAAUGUGUCAUCCCCAUUGAGGACCGGUCAUUCAAGUCGUGGCUUUGCUCGCCUAAAACCCUCGUUCAGAACCUUCUCCUCACCCUCCAUCUACCCGCAGACUCGGUACCUCCUCAUAUUCGUCAGAUCAAUGUUCCGGGAAUCUGCGUGACAGUCCAGGAAAUGAUGGACGCGCUGGAGAAGGUGGGCGGCAAAGCGAAGCUGGACCUUCUCAAGGAGAAGGAAGAUCCUGCGUUAAUCCCGAUCCUGAAAUCUUGGCCUGCACAAUUUGAUAAUACCCAGGCCAUCUCUCUUGGGUUCAAACGCGAUGAGUCUUUUGAGCAGACCGUGAGAGACUACAAGGCGGCGUUGGAGCAGUCAUGA
Molecule: messenger RNA, 954 nt
Organism: Penicillium canariense
Lineage: Eukaryota; Fungi; Ascomycota; Eurotiomycetes; Eurotiales; Aspergillaceae
Product: SDR family oxidoreductase
Exons: 1
Coding region: 1-954 (317 amino acids)
Source: RefSeq, a predicted model, not a curated record